Messenger RNA from Thecamonas trahens ATCC 50062, 279 nucleotides. Its product is annotated as cystatin-B thiol proteinase inhibitor. Gene Ontology annotation, molecular function: cysteine-type endopeptidase inhibitor activity. Gene Ontology annotation, cellular component: cytosol. The transcript is spliced from 2 exons. The record is from RefSeq and is a predicted model, not a curated record. Lineage: Eukaryota; Apusomonadida; Apusomonadidae. The coding region runs from base 1 to 279 and encodes 92 amino acids.
AUGGUGUUCAUCGACGCGAUCAAGCCGGCUGAUGCCGUGGCGCAGGAAGUUGCGACUGCCAACAAGGGCGACAUCGAGGGCAAGACUGGCAAGACUUACGGCACGUUUGAUGUGGUGUCGUACGGCACCCAGCUGGUGGCCGGCACCAACUACUUCCUCAAGAUCAACACUGGCGACGAGCACAUCCAUGCCCGCGUCUACAAGGACCUUGGCGGCGACUACUCGGUCCAUUCGGUCCAGGAGGGCAAGUCGGCCGACGAUGAGCUGGCGUACUUUUAA